Molecule: messenger RNA, 378 nt
Organism: Botrytis fragariae
Lineage: Eukaryota; Fungi; Ascomycota; Leotiomycetes; Helotiales; Sclerotiniaceae
Exons: 3
Source: RefSeq, a predicted model, not a curated record
AUUGGACGUGCUAAGAAAGUUUAUGAAAGUACAAAAAUCCCGGAAGCUUUUUUGAGAUUCAGGGUGGUCUUCAGAAGCAAUGUAUUACGAAAGAUUCUCUUUGAUCAAAGCUUUGAAACAAAAGUGAUUUUGGGCGAAUUAGAAUGGGUCUCUUUUUUUGGAGGCGAGAAUCAAAAGCAAGGACUCGGAUACAACGAGUUCCGAUUCGUUAGAAAUACGAAGUGUCAAACGAGGUCUGGCCAGCAAAAAUCACGUGUUGAUCAGAACGUCUCGGCUGAGAUUUUCUUCAAAUCCGAACGAAAGAAGACUGCCAUUCCAACAAAAAACAGAUACGGAGUAGAUGCCGCUAUUCCCAUUGCGCUAGUCAGUACUGAGUAA